UAGGCGACCCAAACGGUUGUACUCUCCUUAGGAUGGUCGUUGGGCCUUCUAAAACAUUCAUACGGCCCAGUGGGCCGUCAAGUACUGUCGGGAGGCCCAGGUAGUCCCUUUCUUUAUGUCUCUGCAACCAACGGUUGAUUUUGGAAUGUCGAUCGCAUGCCGCCCCCCCCACACCGUCCCACCCAUAACAAAAACAGUUCGUUCUCCUUAAACUUGGAUCCCUUAGUCACGAGCAUUGUCAAUUUGUCCUUCUUAACCAUUUGUUUCAAGGUAUCGUCAAACAGGGUUGCUUUCCUCGGUUCUUUAAUGGCUUUGCAAGACUGUAUUAUCUCCACAGGGCCGUACUCAUCCGACCCGGAGGAUAUUGAUCAUGAGGUCUCUUUACUUGGUGCUAUUAUAGCUGAUGUGGUUUUGGAUGUCGGUGAAAUCAUAGAUUCUCUAGCUAGAUCUUGGAAGGACAUUGGUGUUCUUGACAUAGCUCAUAUCCAUCAAAAUGUGUUCUCCAUCAAGGUCUCGGCUGAUGAAGCCAAGACAUUAUUGGAGGAAGGUCCUUGGCAUGUUGAAAACAUGCGGUUUAGUGUUGUGGAGUGGCUACCGAACCUGGCCGUCGGGGAUGAGCACCUUCACAAGGUCUGGUACUGGGUGCAGAUCUCUGGUUUGACAUACGAGAGGAUGAACCGUACGGAAGCAGAGAGGAUUGGAUGUGAAAUUGGCACGGUUCUAGAUUUAGAAAAAUCUGAGAUAGACGUCUACCGUAGAGGGUUUCUCCGGGUUAAGGUCCUUCUUGAUUCUCGAAACCCUCUGCCCAUUGGUUUUUAGCUACCGCUCGGUGAGUACACCUCCACCCGAGUUGAGUACGGGUAUGAAGGUCUGGGUGAUUUUUGUUGUAGGUGUGGUAGACUAGGUCAUGUGAAGGAAGAAUGCCCGCUUCUUAUUGCCUAACCUGGUUGAAAAGGAUGAUGACAAAGCGCGCUGGUAUAACUACUAUGGCCCUUGGAUGCAGAAAAAGUCUUUCGUAGAGGAAAUAGUCUCCUGGCGGGAAGAAUAUAAACUGGCCCCUCCUCAGACGUGUCUUCACCCUUACGGCGGGCAGAUCCAGCAUAGUCCGGAGACAGCUAAUGACACUCCGAGGUGCAAACCAUGUCCGUAGACAGCAGAUGACAGUCCGAGGUGCCCAUUGUGUGGAGGGAACACGAGAGUGCGGAUUCAUUUUAUGCAUGACACCCGUGAAGAUAGGCCUUAUUGGGAGUGUUGUCAAACAAAUUGCAGAUCACCUGAUUGCGGGGGUUACCAGUGGGUGGAUGAGAUGCAGCAGGGAGAGACGAGUGACACACCGGAAGAAAAUGCUGCUAAUUAUACAAAGCGCAAACGAAGAUGCUAGAUAUGCAAUAAGGAAAUGGAUUCCUAUGUAUCCCACACUAAGGAGAAUUUUGGCAGAACUUAUUGGUUCUGCUCCGGGUUCAUUGGUUACAGGGUACACAGACACUCCUUUUUCUGGAAGGGUGAGUGCCCAACGACCUUUUUCCAUAUGGGCAGACUUUUGUUUUCACCAUGACUUCAGUUUUCGGUCUCGGAAUUGCGUUGUGGGUUGUGUGUCCGAUCACCGGUAGUUAGGUGUGUUUGCGCCUCAUGUAUUGUGGUCUUUCUUUUGGGUGGCUUGUACUAACUAGACGAUACUAGACCGUAAUGUGGUCACUUACAGUAUGUUUUGGUCCUGGCCACCGUAAAAGGCCCAUGUAUUUGGAAUCAAUAUUGUUCUGUUGUU
This is a messenger RNA of Fragaria vesca subsp. vesca, 1765 nucleotides long. RefSeq lists its product as uncharacterized. The record is from RefSeq and is a predicted model, not a curated record. The coding region runs from base 1119 to 1610 and encodes 163 amino acids. Lineage: Eukaryota; Viridiplantae; Streptophyta; Magnoliopsida; Rosales; Rosaceae. The transcript has 4 exons.